This is a messenger RNA of Thrips palmi, 1904 nucleotides long. RefSeq names its product glutamyl-tRNA(Gln) amidotransferase subunit A, mitochondrial (gene GatA). Gene Ontology annotation, molecular function: glutaminyl-tRNA synthase (glutamine-hydrolyzing) activity. The record is from RefSeq and is a predicted model, not a curated record. Bases 138 to 1748 code for a protein of 536 amino acids. Gene Ontology annotation, biological process: mitochondrial translation; glutaminyl-tRNAGln biosynthesis via transamidation. The transcript has 8 exons. Gene Ontology annotation, cellular component: glutamyl-tRNA(Gln) amidotransferase complex; mitochondrion. Lineage: Eukaryota; Metazoa; Arthropoda; Insecta; Thysanoptera; Thripidae.
GUGGUCGUCGAAGAGCAAAGCGAAAGAUGUACACAAGCAGACGAUAUAUAGCGGCUCAUGAGACCUCGUCUCGCCGGAUGCUUUCUGCGUUUAUUUUCAAUGCAGAACAACGGCAGUGAUUUCGAAUACUCUUUAAGAUGCUGUCAACUUCCAUUCAAUCGGUUGCCAAGCAGCUAAAAAACUCAAAGAUUUCUGCCUCUGAGCUGUGUGAUGCCAGUUUAAAGCAGAUAGAGAAAACGAAGUCACUAAAUGCAUUUAUAACUGUGACAUCCGAUGUAGCCCUCAAACAGGCAAAGGAGAGCGACCAGAGAUUCUUGAACGGGAUGACAAGAGGUGACUUGGAUGGCAUUCCUAUUGCUAUCAAGGACAACUUUUGCACUCAAGGGAUUUUAACAUCAUGUGGCUCGAAUAUGCUGUCCAAUUUUCUUCCACCGUAUGAUGCUACUGUUGUCUCCAGACUUCGAGAUGCAGGAACUGUAAUGGUUGGAAAAUGUAAUUUGGAUGAAUUUGCCAUGGGGUCUGGUACAGUUGACUCCAUUUAUGGCCCAACAAAAAACAUAUGGGGCUCAAACAUCCCUUAUGACGUGACAUACAAACCUAAUCACAAAAUGAGUUCAUCAAAACCCAAAGUUGAUCCAGAGGAUUGGCGUAUAGCAGGUGGAAGCUCAGGUGGAAGUGCUGUGGCAGUAGCAUCAGGGUCGUGCUUUGCGGCUCUAGGGUCUGACACUGGCGGCUCCACACGUAAUCCUGCAGCAUACUGUGGUGUUGUCGGAUUCAAGCCAUCUUAUGGAUUAGUUUCAAGACAUGGACUUAUACCUCUAGUUAAUUCCAUGGAUGUGCCUGGUAUUAUUGCCCGUUCCGUGGAGGAUGUAACUUUAGUUCUGAAUGCAAUAGCCGGUCCAGAUGUCAAUGAUUCUACCACUCUAAAGAGGAAAUAUGAAAAAGUUUCUUUAGACGAAGGUGUGAAUCUCCUAGGAUUGCGUAUUGGCAUUCCCAAAGAAUAUCAGAAUACUGCAAUAGAUGCGGAAAUAGUUGAUAUCCUGAAAAAAACUGCAUCAAUCUUCAAAGAAUGUGGUGCAAAUGUAACUGAGGUGUCCUUGCCUCAUACCCCUUACUCUAUAACAUGCUAUUCUGUAUUAAAUCAAUGUGAAGUGGCUUCCAACAUGGCUCGCUAUGAUGGCCUCAGAUUUGGUAUUAGAGGUGAUGUUACUAUUUCUACAGAGCAAUUGUAUGCAGAAACUAGAAGCAGAGGUUUCAAUGAAGUUGUGCGUAGCCGAAUCUUAUCUGGAAAUUAUUUUCUCUUAAAGAGGAAUUAUGAAAAGUAUUUUGUGAAGGCUUUGAAAGUACGCCGUUUGAUUAAAAAUGAUUUUGAUUCUUUGUGGGAUAGUAAUUUUGACAUUCUUCUAACACCGACAACUUUAAGCCAUGCUCCCAAAAUAUCAGAAUUCAAACAAUAUGAUAAUCAGACACAAUGUGUCACUCAGGAUUACUGUACCCAGCCUGCCAACAUGGCCGGUACGUACAACACUGCUCUGAUGGUACAUGAUUCGUUCCAGAAAUUUAAUAACUGGUUUUGUGUGUUUGUUUUAGGAAUUCCUGCAAUAACUGUGCCUGUUGGCCUGUCAAGAGAAGGUCUACCUCUUGGUUUACAACUAAUGGCACCUGUUUUCCAUGAAAAUGCAUUAUUAAGAACAGCUCUUUGGCUGCAACAAGCAGUAAAUUUUCCACAGCUAAAAUUAAAAGUGUAGCAAUCUUUUGUGGAUAGUUUUGUUUCAUGGUAUGGUCAAAUUUCUGUUGUCUGAGGACAGGUUUGUUUGUAUAGUCAGAUUCUACCGACCCUUGAAUUACCACCUAGCUCUGAGUUGUUCAUGAGGACGUAAUUAAUAAAAUGGUGUUAUUUAAUA